Molecule: messenger RNA, 1664 nt
Organism: Dendroctonus ponderosae (mountain pine beetle)
Lineage: Eukaryota; Metazoa; Arthropoda; Insecta; Coleoptera; Curculionidae
Gene: Acat1
Product: acetyl-CoA acetyltransferase, mitochondrial
Exons: 3
Coding region: 299-1537 (412 amino acids)
Biological process (GO): fatty acid beta-oxidation
Molecular function (GO): acetyl-CoA C-acetyltransferase activity
Source: RefSeq, a predicted model, not a curated record
GUUAAUAUCAGCCGACAAGGACUACGAAGCAACAACAAUUGACAAGCUUCAUAACCUCGAUUGUUUGUUAUUGUUUUUUAAAUAUAAUUUCUACAGGUUGUUUAAUUACUUUAUAGUUCAUUUAUCUAUACCAGCGUGUUAUUUACGCUAUGUUUUCAAUGUGUUUUUAAUGUUGUCAACCGUCUGUGAUAGUGCGAUAAGUUUGUUUAUUAGCAUCGUAAUCAGGGUAGAUCAAAGUUCAGUUCUCAUUCUUCAAUUUAACAUUUAGACUCAGCUAUUGGGGUCAAAAAGUGACAAAAUGUCCCUCUCCAAGUUGCUUAAGGCUGUGAACUCCACUGCUCGUACCUACUCAUCACAGGCCGCCCUAAACGAAGUGGUGGUUGUAUCAGCAGUGCGCACCCCAAUAGGGUCAUUUUUGGGGUCUCUGGCGCCCCUCAGCGCCACUCGUUUAGGCGCGGUCGCGGUUCAAGGCGCCAUCGAACGCGCCGGAAUCCCCAAAGAAGAAGUCAAGGAAGUUUUUUUGGGGAAUGUUUGCCAGGGGGGUGUGGGACAAGCUCCUGCUCGUCAGGCGACACUUUUUGCUGGUUUGCCCACCUCAACCAUUUGCACCACCAUUAAUAAGGUUUGUGCCUCGGGAAUGAAAUCAAUCAUGCUGGGAGCUCAAGCUCUGCAAACGGGAUCGCAAGAAGUUGUUCUAGCAGGAGGCAUGGAGUCGAUGUCCAACGUCCCGUACUACAUGAAGCGGGGCCAAACUCCAUAUGGAGGCGUUCAGCUAGUGGAUGGCGUGGUUUUGGACGGUCUGAUCGACGUGUACAACAAAGUGCACAUGGGAAAUUGUGCAGAGAACACGGCAAAGAAGCUGGGAAUAACGCGACAGCAACAGGACGAGUUCGGCAUCAGCUCCUACAAGAGGAGCGCCCAAGCUUGGCAGAAUCGGGUCUUCGACUCCGAACUGGUCCCGGUCAGUGUGCCGCAAAAGAAGGGACAGCAGGACACGGUAGUCAGCGAAGACGAAGAAUACAAGCGAGUGAAUUUCGAAAAGUUCGGCAAACUUGCCACGAUUUUCCAGCGGGAAAAUGGCACGGUAACAGCGGCGAAUGCCUCCACUUUGAAUGACGGGGCUGCGGCGCUGAUCUUAACUACAAGAGCGGCCGCUGAGCGACUCAAUCUCAAGCCUCUGGCGAGGAUUGUGGGGUUUGCGGAUGGGGCUUGCGACCCCAUAGAUUUCCCCAUCGCACCCGCCACCGCUAUUCCGAAACUUUUGCAGCAAACGGGAGUGAACAAGAACGACGUGGCUCUGUGGGAGGUCAACGAAGCCUUCAGUGUGGUGGUGCUGGCCAAUCAGCAGCUGCUGGAAAUCGAUCCAGGCAAAGUCAAUGUGCAUGGAGGGGCUGUUAGUCUUGGUCACCCCAUUGGGAUGUCGGGGGCUCGAAUCGUGGUGCAUUUGGUGCAUGCGUUAAAGCCGGGAGAAAAAGGCGUGGCGUCGAUUUGCAACGGCGGAGGUGGCGCUUCUUCUGUCAUGGUGGAGCGAUUGUAAGUUGGGAGUUUGUCCGGUUUCUGUGGAUUUUUUAUGCGUUCAUGUUCGAGUAGUUGUUAAGAUAAGCCUUUUUUACUUGUUUAUUAUGCCCAGGUUGUUUUUUUUAAUAUAUCGAGGAUCUAGUUGG